Molecule: messenger RNA, 1107 nt
Organism: Raphanus sativus (radish)
Lineage: Eukaryota; Viridiplantae; Streptophyta; Magnoliopsida; Brassicales; Brassicaceae
Product: probable xyloglucan endotransglucosylase/hydrolase protein 17
Exons: 3
Coding region: 16-933 (305 amino acids)
Biological process (GO): cell wall biogenesis; xyloglucan metabolic process
Cellular component (GO): apoplast; cell wall
Molecular function (GO): hydrolase activity, hydrolyzing O-glycosyl compounds; xyloglucan:xyloglucosyl transferase activity
Source: RefSeq, a predicted model, not a curated record
CAGCUAUAUAAACUCAUGUCACUUAUCUCAAUUUUCCACCAACAAAAACAUUCGAGAUACAAUACUACUCAAGAAAUAUAUAAUAUGAAGUUUUCUUGUGGUACAAGAUUCGCGUUCUUGGUUCUCUUUCUAAUUGCAGCACAAUCUGUGGCCGUAUAUGCGGGUAGCUUCCAUAAAGACGUUCAGAUACAUUGGGGUGAUGGCCGCGGAAAGGUUCGCGACAGAGAUGGAAAGCUUCUUUCUCUCUCGCUCGACAAAUCAUCUGGUUCGGGUUUUCAGUCUAACCAGGAGUUUCUCUAUGGUAAAGCCGAGGUUCAGAUGAAACUUGUCGCUGGUAACUCUGCUGGAACAGUUACAACAUUCUACCUUAAAGCGCCAGGUACCAUGUGGGAUGAGAUCGAUUUUGAGUUCUUGGGAAACAUAAGUGGUCAUCCGUAUACUCUCCAUACGAAUGUUUACACACAAGGGUCUGGAGACAAAGAACAACAAUUUCAUUUGUGGUUCGACCCAACAAAGAACUUUCACACUUACUGCAUCACAUGGAACCCCCAAAGGAUUAUUUUCACGGUUGAUGGCAUUCCUAUUAGAGAGUUCAAGAACUCUGAGUCAAUUGGUGUUCCAUUCCCAAAGAACCAACCUAUGAGGCUCUACGCGAGCCUUUGGGAAGCAGAGCAUUGGGCCACAAGGGGAGGAUUAGAGAAAACAGAUUGGUCAAAAGCUCCUUUUACUGCUUUCUACAGAAACUACAAUGUGGAAGGAUGUGUUUGGGCUAAUGGAAAAUCAUCUUGCCCCGCAAACUCCCCAUGGUUCACUCAGAAACUCGAGCAGGGAGGUGUGGAUAAGAUGAAAUGGGCACAGAGUAAGUACAUGAUCUAUAACUAUUGCACCGAUACAAAGAGGUUUCCUAAAGGUGUUCCUGCAGUGUGCACUUAAAUUAUCGAUUCAUUGGUUCGUGAAUGAGUUACUUGGCAUCAUCUUUGUAACUCAAAUGAGUUUUAUUUAUUGUUUUUCAUUCAUUUGUUGCUCAAUCAUGUGUAUGUGGUGUUUUGUGUAAGAAUUUGCAAGUAAUAACAAAUAAUAAAUCAUGGAAACAAAAGUUUUCGCUAC